AUAUACGCUUACAAAAUAAUUGCGUUGCCACGAUAACACAAGUAGUGUGAACAUUUAUAGUAACUUGCACAACAACAAUCUUUGACAUAUAAAAACGAUGAAAAUUAUAAUCAUUUUAUUACUGGCAAUUAAAGUAGCAUAUUUAUCUGGAGGAGGUUUGAAUCAUUGCACUAACCGGAAUUUAGUAUACAAUGGUGUUAAAUAUGAUGAUAAAAAGUAUCCGUACGUAGUCUCAAUUCAAAUUCAAAAUGCGACACAUACAUCGCAUUGCACGGGUACAAUGGUAAAAAAAUUGUACGUAGUGACCGCUGCUCACUGUCUUUACGGAUAUACAGCACAAAAUGUAAGAGUAUUUCUAGGAUCAGAACUGAAUAAGGUUUAUCAAAAUGCAGUCGAGCUGCACAUGCCCAAAUCGUACUUACCCAGGAGUAUUGUGUUUUCAGACGUAGCUAUUAUUAAAACUUGGUGUGUUCGUGUGGUAAAAAAAAGUUGAACUUAAAUGAAACGAAUUGGAAGCGACAUAUUUCGUCCUGUAAAUCAGAAGAGAGACUAAAAAUCUCAAAAACAUGCAAUAAUUUAACCAAUUAUUUUUCAAAAAAAAGAGAUAAUUCUACAGUUUUUGAUGGACUUGAUGGAACAUCAUUGCAAAAGAGUAAGUAUUUAAUUAA
Molecule: messenger RNA, 668 nt
Organism: Myzus persicae (green peach aphid)
Lineage: Eukaryota; Metazoa; Arthropoda; Insecta; Hemiptera; Aphididae
Product: trypsin-like
Exons: 3
Coding region: 98-493 (131 amino acids)
Biological process (GO): proteolysis
Molecular function (GO): serine-type endopeptidase activity
Source: RefSeq, a predicted model, not a curated record